Messenger RNA from Desarmillaria tabescens, 1424 nucleotides. RefSeq lists its product as uncharacterized. The coding region runs from base 160 to 1323 and encodes 387 amino acids. The transcript is spliced from 3 exons. NCBI's taxonomy places the organism in Eukaryota, Fungi, Basidiomycota, Agaricomycetes, Agaricales, Physalacriaceae. The record is from RefSeq and is a predicted model, not a curated record.
UAUGCAAAUCGCGAGGAAUGGAGAGCCUUGACGCCACGUUCAUCCGGACCAUCUCCGCCCGCCCAGUACGUCACGAUACGCUUCCAUGGCUCAGAUUCACCGAUAUUACUUAACUGCACUCUAGUUCCUGCCGCUUUUUUCCCCUACGACGACCACACCAUGCAGCGUCUUCCUAGCCUUCCGGGAGAAAUCGUCGACGCAAUCAUAGACGAAUGUCACGCAGAUUCCCAUACCCUCGUUUCAUGCAGCCUUGUCUCUAAACAAUGGUUUGCAUCGAGCCGGUAUCACCUCUUCUCGACCAUCGAAUUGUCAUCAAAAAACUCGAAGAUUUUCUCCAAACUCUUGGGAUCGCCUCUCUGCACCAUCACGCCCUUCCUGAAUGAGAUCUCUUUCCAUGUCCAAGAUGACGUCCAAUGGAUCCUUGAUCUUCUCUCAGAAGGAUCUUACUUCGGCACUGUCAAGACGCUCAACGUCUUUUUUUAUGGCGUCGACCUCAAAAAUUCGCUCCGGGACGCCAUCUUGUCUCAUUUUUCAUCUAUUACAUACUUGCGCGUUUUUGCGGCCACCAUGGCGUGGCGUAGCCUGGUUCCAGACGUUCGUUUCAUCUGCUCAUUCCCGCGUCUCGAGAAUGUCCUUCUCUAUGGCCAUCACCAGAGCGACUUCCACAUUGAUUCAUCGGUCCGGUUACCGCCAAACAUCCGCGCAUUAAAGCUCGACCUUCCGAGCCCUGCUCUGGACGGAAUCAUGCAGUGGUUGCUUGCACACGAGAAACUUCCAACAGUUUCUUCGCUGCAUAUCUUCCGAGUGCAAGCGGGGCAUUGUGCUACUCUUGAAAAGUAUACACAGGCUUGUCAAGACACGCUAGAAGAUCUUAUGAUUCUUCUGCAUAAGCGGAGCGCCGAGGAAGAAGUCAAUUUUGAUUUGCGACCCAAUACAAAUCUUAACAGCAUCUUCCUGUCAGCCAUUGGCCCGGAUGCUAUCAAAGCGGCGGGAGCAGUUCUAUCUUCUCUUUCAUCGCCAUACCUGCGAGAUGUGAUCUUGCGCGUUCCAUACGUUCAUCUACGGCAAGAAGGAUGGGGGGGUCUCGAUGCGAUGCUAGCGUCCCACAUGCAGUCGGUUGCCUGUACAGUUGUUACCGACGAUACUCGAAAUUACGGCCCUGAAUUAAGGAAGAGGUUGCCCACCUUGAAUGCAUCUGGAGCGCUUCAAGUCGUCGCUCAGAGCCGCUCCAAGAUCGCAGCUCACUAUUUAAACGAUGUCUACUCUCGGUUUAAGCCUUUGUCUCAACUGAGCGUCCUUUCUUCGAGUUGUACUAUCUGCUAAUACAGUUUGAGUUGAGUAUAUAUGUAGCCACCCACCCACACUCAAUUACCCAUUAAUUAGGCCUAAAAUAUUGCGUCAAUCGAUACUAAUUGUCCAUUCCA